AAGGAGGAGAAGGAGGAGGGGGAGGAGGAGGGAGUGUAUUUAGCAGCCGAGGUGCUUGCUGAGACCCUCCCCCUUCGUUUUUGGAAACUCCGCGGGCGAUGAUGUUGGCGAUGAGAUCACCCAGCAUGCUGGUGAAAAGGUGGAAAGUGAAAGUAAAGUUGUCAGAAGGAGGAUGGGUGCAACCCCGGAGCGGAGCGCACUGACAGCGACUUCACCACAGCGCGUGUGAGUGUGGAUGGUCACUGUGGCAGCAUGACAUCAUGGAGAUACAUGACUCUCCUGUUUCUCUUCGUGUUCCUGAGUCUGAUUGACCCGUCAAAGGAGGGAUGUCUCGAUUAUUUAAAGAUGGACAAAUGGGUAGCAAAUCUGACAGACACUGUGCCCAUCGUUAGCACUAAGGAUCCCAAGGACACGGUGAGAUGCACAAUAGAGAAACAGUACCUAAAUGGAGUAACACAAUAUUGUUUUUGGCUGCGACACUGCUUUGACCUGAAAUGCCCAAAAAUGGAGAGUGAAGAGUGUAAAGGGGACAUUUCUCAAGAAGUCCAUUUCCAUCACUUUGCGUGUUUGGUGGCCAAAGAAAUCGGCCAGCCUCUUAAAGGCUGUGAAUACGACACUGUGUGUGCGCUUCAUUCACGAACACCAUUUACGGCACACCAUUUAGAACAUAAAUAUAAAGAAGACAAUGAAACUACAGACAACAGUGCAAACACCUUGAAGGUGUUAUUGUUGAUUUCUGGGACCUUUAAUGCGAUUGCGCUGGUAGUUAUCUUGUUCAUGUGCUACCGGUGGAGGCAAGGCAAGAAACAGAAGAAUUUAACUCUUGUCUCGAAUGGAAACUUAGCGGGAGCUCAGUCGAUGACAGAGAUCAAGACUGACACACCACUGCCAUCUGAAAAGUGGGCGGAAGAAGAGAAUUCACACUUAAUGACGCCUCACGUGUGUGUCUCCGUCCUCGCACAUUCUGCUGAUACAAAUAAGGAUUGCCGUGCUACUGGAGAGGAAAUGCCACAUUAAGGACCUGACCCACAACAUGGCCUCUGUAUAUUCUUAACGCAACGCAGCUGUGGGAUGUAACAAAGUGUGUGGAUGCCAGCAGGAUCAGCUUUACACUACCUAUAAGAGGACUGCGGAGGUGUAUUACGCCGAGCAUGAACAAGCUGCAGCAUGCCGCCUCUGCCCAUCAGUCUCUGAUCAAGAUGGAGUGAUAAUGUCCUUGCGCCAAGUCAAAGGGAAAUGAAGUGCAAUGGGACUCUGACUGAGCUACUUGUCUGGACCUACUCUUGAUGAAUCUGUGUCUCUUGUGACACGUUUGUUUUUUGCCGACCAAACAGAGGCGCACUGAGAUAGUUACAGUGGAGACGCUCGAUACGGGAGUUUGUUUAACCACAGAGGACAGAGAGGACAGCAGGGUUAAACGCCUGAAUGGAAUAUUUUAUGCCAAACCCAAAUGGUCUAAAUGGUAUAAUGGGUCUGUCCUCCAAAAUAUGACCACAGAGGUGGUUUGUACAAGCAGCUCGUUAGAAGAAGGUAGAAGUUAGAUUUAUUAGUCAUUGCUUUACACAAAGUUUAAAAAACGGAAUUACAUUUGUCCUUGAUCCUGCUACAUAUUU
Messenger RNA from Plectropomus leopardus (leopard coralgrouper), 1613 nucleotides. The record is from RefSeq and is a predicted model, not a curated record. NCBI's taxonomy places the organism in Eukaryota, Metazoa, Chordata, Actinopteri, Perciformes, Serranidae.